This is a messenger RNA of Clarias gariepinus (North African catfish), 4837 nucleotides long. It is a transcript of the gene ptpn23b, whose product is annotated as protein tyrosine phosphatase, non-receptor type 23, b. Gene Ontology annotation, molecular function: protein binding. Bases 64 to 3348 code for a protein of 1094 amino acids. The transcript has 20 exons. Lineage: Eukaryota; Metazoa; Chordata; Actinopteri; Siluriformes; Clariidae. Gene Ontology annotation, biological process: early endosome to late endosome transport; endocytic recycling; protein transport to vacuole involved in ubiquitin-dependent protein catabolic process via the multivesicular body sorting pathway. The record is from RefSeq and is a predicted model, not a curated record. Gene Ontology annotation, cellular component: endosome.
UUCUCCUGUGGACACACAGAGACACAGAGUGAGAGACACACAGAGUGAGAGACAGGUGGACAGAUGGAGGCCGUCCCGCGGAUGCCGAUGAUCUGGUUGGAGCUGAAAGAGGCGGGAGAUUUUCACUGCGGCUCGCGAGCGGCUCAGUACAUUAAGAAAAACUAUGCAGAACGUCCAGAGAACUACACCGAGGCUCUGAGGAAACUCGAUCAUCUCCGUCAGCGUGCUGUGAGUGUCACGAGGGACUUUGAGGGCUGCAACAGACUGAGAAAGUACUUUGGACAGCUGUACUUCCUGCAGAGUCGUGUUCCCAUGGCGAAGGGACAGGAAGCAGCUGCGCCGGUGACAUGGAUCGACAUCUUUACAGGAAAGCAAGUUACUCAUAAUGACAUCUGUUAUGAACAGGCCUGUGUUCUUUAUAACCUCGGUGCUUUACACUCCUAUCUGGGAACCAUGGAUAACAGAGUUUCUGAUGAAGGGAUGAAGACCUCCUGCACCCAUUUCCAGAGCGCUGCAGGUGCAUUCACACACAUCAGAGAUUAUUACAGCUCCACCUACAGCGCGGACCUCAGCCACCAGGCUCUGUCUAUUAACAUCAGUCUAAUGCUGGGUCAGGCUCAGGAGUGUGUCCUGGAGAAAACCCUGCUGGAUCACAGAAAGAGCUUAGUGAUCGCACGCAUCUCUGCCCAGGUGUGUGUGUUCUACAGGGAGUGUGUGCAUGUGUUGGAGAGUUCAGACUGUGUGUCGGGGAAGAAGGAGUGGAAGAAACUCCUCUGGAUGAAAAUCAGCUACUUCAGUGCAGUUACACACUUCCACAUGGGCCAGCACUGUGAGGAGCAGGAGAAGCGUGGACAAGCGGUGGCGUACUUCCAAAGCGCUCUGGGGAAGCUAAAUGAAGCUAUCAAGCUAAGCAAGGGUCAGCCGGACUCCGUACAGCGAGCACUGCGGUUCACCAUGGACGUCAUCGGGGGAAAGUUUAACUCGGCUAAGAAGGACAACGACUUUAUCUACCACGAGUCAGUUCCAGGUCUCGACACGCUCCCUGCAGUGAAAGGUACUCCUCUGGUAAAGCCCGUCCCGAUCACCCCGACUGACCCCAGCAUCACCGGCCCCGACCUCUUCUCCACCCUGGUUCCUCUCGCGGCUCACGAGGCUUCGUCAGUCUACAGUGAAGAGAAGGCCAAGCUGCUUCGUGAAGUCACGGCAAAGAUUGAAGAGAAGAACCAGAUCUUGGAAAGCUUCAUGGCGUCUCUAAACUGUGAGUCGAUGGAUGUGGAGAUGUUCAGCUCCGUUCCCGCGGUGCUGCUGGAGAAAUGUGCAGCACUCAGUGUUCAACCAGACGCAGUGCAGAGAUUAGUGCAGGCCAUGCAGGCUUUAUCAGGUUCGUACACUGACGUGGGCUAUUGCCUGGGGGAUGUGUGUAAUGCACUGGAGGAGGACGGGUCGUCUCCCAGGCCUGCUGAACUAAUGCAACUCCACGAUGAGUUCAGAAAGUACGAGAGCAUCCAUCAGGAGGCAAGCCAAACCAACAUCGAGCUGCACCAGGCCAUGACCCAGCACAUCCCCAACCUGCGCCUGCUGCAGGGCCCGCGGGACGAGCUGAGGAAGAGCCUGCCUCAGCUACAACUCAGUCAGGAUGACAUGUCCUCCUUAGAGACGUUGAAGCGGCUCUGUGGGAAAGUGGAUGAGAUGCGCAAGCAGAGGACCUCGCUCGAGAAAGAGCUUCGUGAGCUCAUUCAGAAGGACGACCUCACACUUACUCUGGUGACCACUGAGCGGUCUGAGAGAAAGGUCUUGAUUAAGGAUCAGAUGCAGAAAUACGACCAGUUAAAGGGAUACAUCGAUCAGAACCUUGCGGCCCAGGAUAACAUUAUUAAAGCCUUGACUGAGGCUAGCGUGGCGUGCGCCCCCACCCGAAAAACCCUCAGCGUCACACAGCAGCAAUGGAACAGCUACGUGCAGUCCAUGGUAACUUCGUACGAAGCAUAUGAGGACCUGGUGAAAAAGGCUGAGGAUGGGAAAAGCCUGUAUCAGGACAUGGAAAAGAAGAUCUCCAGCAUUCUGGACAAAGUCAAGAGCAUGCAGCAGAGCAGAAAGGAGGGGAGAAGUUCCACGAUGGAAAGCACCAAGGACACAGCAAAUGAUCCUCCUGUACCGGCUCCUCGAAAGUCCAAGUCUGACAACCAAAUCCCAGUUCCUCAGUCUCCUUCUGUUUCUUCAGGGCAGGAUGUACCCCAGGGCCUGCCCCCGGCUAUGCCUUUGGCUAGAGGUCCACCACUCCCUUACGUUGGUCCCCGUGAACCAACCCCUCUUACUUGGCCUCCAGGAGCAGCCAGUGCUCCAUUUUUAAACCAGAGAAUGCAACAUUUGGCACCUGCCAAUCAACCCCCUUAUGGCCGAGUUUCAGAAGUCCCGCAACCAAUGGUACUUCCGCAGCCUUCUUCAGGAUAUGUUGUACCUCAACAUUUCCAGCCUGGUCCAUCCAGUGGCAUCACACCAGUUAAUCAAAAUACUUCAGAAAUGCCUCAUCAAGGAUAUAUCCCUUCACCCUGGCAGAACUACCCAGGUGUACCCUUUCCUAAUGUUUCAGCAAAUUAUACUAUACCUCCUGAGAUGGGACAAUCUUCUGCCAGGCCAGGUCUGCCUGGACAUGUCCCCAUGUAUGGUCCACAGGAUCAACAUAUGCCCUCGAGCAUGGCCAAAUCUUCAUCAGCUCAACAAGUGACUCCAGGAACACAGUACCAAGGUUUUCCCCAACACCCUGGCCAUCCCAUACUCUCUCAGGCAACUGCCCUUUUUGGGCAAAGCCAGCCUCCUGGACAGUUCCAGGCUCCUGUUCCACCUCAGAGCCAGUCUCAGGCACUCCCAACUCCAGCUUAUUGGUCGACUUUUGGCGCACACUCCCAGACCCAGCCUGGCUUCCCAGUUCAGCCUCAAGCCCAUAUGGGUCAUGUUAUUCCCUCAAUUCCAUCGACCCAACCUCAGCAAAUCCCUGGGUCACUCCAGAAUGCCAACCUGUGUUUUCAGGGAGGAACAUCUCACAACCAGGGGCAGCCCCUACCUGCCCCAAACGUGUUUCAGCAACCACCUGCUCACUUUAGUCCCAUGUUUCAGGCUGGGAAUCCCAUUCAAAAUCAAAACCAAAAUAUUCCACCUCAGAAUAACUCAUCACUUGGACCAGUGACUGUCCCAGUGAUGGACAACCCAAAUCCCCCUGCACUUACUAGUAUGCUCACACCUUCCCCAGCUCACCCCUCACCCUCCAAUCAGACGUCUGUUCAAGACGAAAUGAGCAAACUCAGCAUUGAACCUUCCCAGGGAGGAGCUUCUGAUAGUCAAGUCAAAUAAAGGUCUUCAGUCUGAAGCUAAUAGUAACCAGUCUGGAUUGUGGGAAGAAAUUAGUGAGUCAAAGAUUCGGACACCCUCAGCGUGAUGGAACCCAAGAUUUAUGAAAGUUCUUUUGAGUCUGUAUAUUUUGAGUAAUAUUCUGUAUUAUAAUCAUUAAAUUUAAUUAAUACUACACCUAUUAAGAAAAAUUACUAGCAUUGUAACUCAGUCUACUUUUAUAAAACCUAUAAAUAAAAGUUGUAUCUACAUUAAAGUCUUCAGAAAGAACCUGUGUGAGUGUGCGUAAGUGCAGGCUUUCCUUCCAACCAAGUUGAAGCCUGAUAUGUUGAAACCCAAAAAGAACUAAUUAAACAGGUGGAAUCAGGUGUGGCUUCUGCUUGGGUGGAAAGAAAACCUGCACACACACACAGGCUUUCUGCAGAAGAAUUUAUAUCUCUUCUCUACAUGAAACAUAAAUAAACUGCACUGUUUCUGUUCUGUAUGUGAUGUCUCACUCUUGAGCGUUUCUAACUGCACUGUGUAUCCCUCAUACUAGUUUCAUAUUAAUUAACACCAAUAUUAACUAUAACAUUAAUAUUAAUGAACACUUCUGAUAUAUCUAAAUAUUUCUGUCUGUUAAUUUCUCUGAACGUUAUUUGUACAUGGGUGGAUUUAAUAAAGUGUAAGAUAUUUAUAAGGAAUGAGCUUGUUGCACUGUCCACACACACACACACACACACACACACACAUACGCACAUGGAGAUUUAAGGAAAUCACCACACUGCCCUUACACUGGCACAGAAAAGCAUGUGUGUGUUUGGCUUUUCACUGGGCUUACUGGAGCUCAUUGGAUUUGAUCAGUGCACUUCACUGACUUCAGCCAGAAAGACAAAUAGAAGAGAUUUACACACACACACACACACACUUCUACACAUCCUCCAUGCAGCUGGAAAAAAGGAGCCACUUUAGUGUAAAUUAAGAAAGAAAUCAUUGUUAAAUAAGUUAGGUGAGGUUUAAUGUCUAUUUUCUUUCAUAUUUUACCUUAUUUACAUGUCUUUUCUAAAUGUUUUGAUUGUGUUUAUAUUAAAAAAUAUGAUUAUAGUGUUGAAAAUUGGUAAUAUUUUUUGAUGGCUGCAACGGAUUAUCUGUAUUUCCAUUAUUUCCUAUGGGAUAAUGUGUUUCACAAUACAACAUUUCACCUUAUGAACUUGCCUCCGGGACGGAUUAAACUCGUAUGCUCUGGUACCGCUAUACUCAGGUUAUUGUCGUGUAAUAUUUUAUUUUGUUUACUGAUCGGAAUUAUUUAAAUGUGACAAAUAUGCAAAAAAAAUAAAAAAUAAUUUCACAUCAUUAUGCAGCACAGUGUCAUCUGUUUGGUGCGUUUCCCCUGGAUAGGCUGACUUGUAUUUUCAUAUUGCCCAUAGUGUGUGACUGUGUGUGUGCCCAGCAUUCAGUUGCCACCUCAUCCAGGGUGUACCUUGUGACCAAAUUCCUCUGAUAAUGGCUCCAG